GGCAGUUACAGAAUUGGAGGAAGCUGCUCCAGUACAACUUUGGAGGGGAGGAGGAGCAGGGCCUGAAAACAUCUUUCCAAGGACUUAGGAGUACGUCCAGUCGCCGCGAGGCUUCCCGCGCACUCAGCCCCCCGCCGGAGUUGGCGUGGCGGGGCGCCCCUAGCGUGACUCCGCCCAGGGCGCUCGGUUCCACUAACUGGAAACUACAGUUCCCAGAAGGCCGCGCGAGCCCGGGCGGGACGCGGCGGAGGUGUAGGCAAGAAAGGCGCGAGUGGAGGCGGCGGUGGGUGUCCACUCGGUGGUCGGUCUGGCAGCAGCCAGGCCCCCGGACGCAGGACGUGGACCAGGCAGCCCUCGCAGCUCAGUGCUCUGGCCAGGGCAAGCCAGUGCCUCUGCCCGCUGGACAGGCCCAGGCGAAAUGUAGGGCGCUGGGCGCGGAGGCCGCCGGUGCGGCGGGGGGAUCGCAGAGGGCGCACCGAGGAUGGAGAGAGCGAUGGAACAACUCAACCGUCUCACGCGCUCGCUGCGCCGCGCGCGCACUGUGGAGUUGCCCGAGGAUAAUGAAACUGCUGUUUAUACAUUAAUGCCAAUGGUUAUGGCUGAUCAACACAGGUCUGUUUCUGAACUACUAUCAAAUUCAAAAUUUGAUGUCAAUUAUGCAUUUGGACGUGUGAAAAGAAGCUUGCUUCACAUUGCAGCAAAUUGUGGAUCAGUGGAAUGCUUGGUUUUGCUGUUAAAGAAAGGAGCAAAUCCUAACUAUCAAGAUAUUUCAGGCUGUACACCCCUUCAUUUGGCAGCAAGAAAUGGGCAGAAGAAAUGUAUGAGUAAAUUAUUAGAAUAUAGCGCUGAUGUCAACAUUUGUAAUAACGAAGGCCUUACAGCAAUACACUGGCUGGCUGUGAAUGGGCGGACAGAACUACUCCAUGACCUUGUGCAGCAUGUCAGUGAUGUUGAUGUUGAGGAUGCCAUGGGGCAGACAGCACUACAUGUUGCCUGCCAGAACGGUCACAAGACGACAGUGCAAUGCUUGCUAGACAGUGGUGCUGAUAUUAACAGGCCAAAUGUAUCAGGAGCCACUCCAUUGUACUUUGCUUGCAGUCAUGGUCAGAGAGAUACAGCACAGAUUCUGUUGUUACGAGGAGCCAAAUAUCUGCCAGAUAAAAAUGGAGUAACUCCUCUGGAUUUAUGUGUACAGGGUGGAUAUGGAGAGACUUGUGAAGUAUUAAUUCAAUAUCACCCUAGGCUUUUUCAGACUAUUAUUCAAAUGACACAAAAUGAAGACCUCCGAGAAAACAUGUUACGGCAAGUUCUGGAGCAUUUGUCUCAGCAAAGUGAAAGCCAGUACCUAAAGAUUCUAACAAGCCUUGCUGAAGUUGCUACAACAAAUGGUCAUAAACUGCUUAGCCUAUCUAGCAAUUAUGAUGCUCAAAUGAAGAGCCUUUUAAGAAUUGUGAGAAUAUUUUGUCACGUCUUUCGAAUUGGUCCAUCCUCCCCCAGUAAUGGAAUUGAUAUGGGCUACAAUGGGAAUAAAACUCCAAGAAGCCAGGUGUUCAAGCCGCUGGAAUUGCUUUGGCACUCAUUAGAUGAAUGGCUAGUUUUAAUAGCUACAGAAUUGAUGAAAAACAAAAGAGACUCAACAGAGAUCACUUCUAUUUUACUGAAACAAAAAGGCCAAGAUCAAGAUGCUGCUUCUAUUCCUCCAUUUGAACCUCCAGGACCUGGGAGCUAUGAAAAUCUGUCCACUGGCACAAGGGAAUCUAAACCAGAUGCUCUUGCAGGGAAACAGGAAGCCAGUGCAGAUUGUCAGGAUGUUAUUUCUAUGACAGCUAACCGGCUAAGUGCUGUCAUUCAAGCUUUUUACAUGUGCUGUUCUUGUCAGAUGCCUCCAGGAAUGACUUCACCUCGUUUCAUUGAAUUUGUCUGCAAACAUGAUGAAGUUUUAAAAUGCUUUGUUAAUAGAAAUCCCAAAAUUAUAUUUGACCACUUUCACUUUCUCCUUGAAUGUCCUGAGUUGAUGUCAAGAUUCAUGCAUAUCAUAAAAGCACAGCCUUUUAAAGAUCGCUGUGAAUGGUUUUACGAACAUUUGCAUUCAGGCCAACCAGAUUCAGACAUGGUGCACAGGCCAGUGAAUGAAAAUGAUAUUCUGCUGGUUCAUAGAGAUUCUAUUUUUAGGAGUAGCUGUGAAGUUGUGUCAAAAGCAAACUGUGCAAAGCUAAAACAAGGGAUUGCUGUACGGUUCCAUGGAGAAGAAGGCAUGGGUCAAGGUGUUGUGCGUGAGUGGUUUGAUAUUCUGUCCAAUGAGAUAGUCAAUCCUGAUUAUGCAUUGUUUACCCAGUCAGCUGAUGGAACAACUUUUCAGCCUAAUAGCAACUCUUAUGUAAAUCCUGAUCACUUGAACUAUUUUCGUUUUGCUGGGCAGAUCUUGGGAUUAGCUUUGAACCACAGGCAGCUGGUCAAUAUUUACUUCACACGAUCCUUCUACAAGCACAUUCUUGGUAUUCCUGUAAAUUACCAAGAUGUGGCAUCCAUUGAUCCAGAAUAUGCCAAAAAUUUGCAGUGGAUUUUAGAUAAUGAUAUAAGUGAUCUGGGUCUAGAACUAACUUUUUCUGUUGAGACUGAUGUGUUUGGAGCAAUGGAAGAGGUGCCUUUGAAACCUGGAGGUGGGAGUAUUCUUGUGACACAGAAUAACAAAGCGGAGUACGUCCAGCUUGUUACUGAACUUCGAAUGACAAGAGCCAUUCAGCCUCAGAUCAAUGCUUUUUUACAGGGCUUUCAUAUGUUCAUUCCACCUUCCCUCAUACAGCUUUUUGAUGAAUAUGAAUUGGAGCUACUACUUUCUGGUAUGCCAGAAAUUGAUGUGAGUGAUUGGAUAAAAAAUACAGAAUACACAAGUGGCUAUGAAAGAGAAGAUCCAGUUAUUCAGUGGUUCUGGGAAGUUGUGGAAGACAUUACUCAAGAGGAGAGAGUUCUUCUCUUGCAGUUUGUUACUGGCAGAAGAAGGGUAUUGAUAUCAGUAGAGAAUGAGAGAACUUACUCCUUUAUCAGCACAGGUUCCAGGGUCCCACAUGGAGGGUUUGCUAAUAUCAUGGGUGGAAGUGGAUUACAGAACUUUACAAUUGCUGCUGUACCAUAUACUCCAAAUCUUUUACCAACUUCAAGCACAUGCAUCAACAUGCUCAAGUUACCUGAAUACCCAAGUAAAGAAAUACUCAAGGACAGACUUCUUGUGGCACUACAUUGUGGCAGCUAUGGUUAUACAAUGGCAUAAUGAAAUCUGGAAAACUCAUCUGACUGCUGAUGCACAAUUCAGAAUGGCAGAAGUAAUUUGGGAAAAUGUGAUGGAAAAGCAGCCUAAAUGCAACCCAUAGGCAGGGCUGAUGCUUCAGAUUUAUAAAGGAUCAUUAGGUUUUCUGUUUCUCUCUCUCUCUUCCCUUUUAUGUUUUCUCUGUUUGUGAUACAAUUAGAAAAUACACAAUCAGAGUAGACUUUAUUUUUUAUAAUGCUAAUUGAAAGUAGUAGAGACUCUUCUUUUUCAUAAUUAAUUUUAUCCAAGAUUGUAUUAAGGCAAAAUCUUAUUCUGCAUUCUACUUCUGCUCUGUAACUGUCUUGUUAAAAGGGUGUUUUCUCCUAAUUUUCUGAUAGAUGAGUUCAUCCAGCUGGUAUGUUCUUUUGCAUGUAAAGUGCCAUUUAUAUUUUAGAAAGCUAUUGUAUAGAAUGGAUUAAUUUAGAUUGUGUAUAAAGCCACAAAUAUGUAUUUUCCCACAGUGUAUUCUAUAUUACAAUGAUUUUUUUAGCAUUUUAAUAUUUUAAUAUAUAUUGUAAAAUUUAGACUGAUGUACUAGCAGCUGAUGAAAUGACAUCUAAUUUAUAUAUUAAAGCUUACAGCAUAUUGUAUGAAUUAUUUGCAUCUUUCAGUGGCCAGUUUUCCAUAUAUAUAUAUAUAUUUGGGUCUCAAUGUUUUCCUUAUGCCUCAUUUUAAUUUAUAAUGAAGGUAAAAUUAAAAUGUAUUUUGCCACAUUUAUUUUCAUUACUUUUAUCUGUGAGCUCUGACACAUCUGGAGAAGUAAUAUGAUGUGCAGAUUACAAUUUAAAUGUUAAUUUUUUUUACUUCUUAAAUUUGCUUUUGUCAUUAAAAUGUCAAGUUCAAGUGAUAUGUGCCUAAUACUGAGUUUUGGAUUUUUUAAUUUUUGGGUGGUUUAAUCAGUUUACUUUUGAAAAGACGUACUUGAAUAGUUACAGCGUAUGUUUGAACAGGAAGUAGGAACAUGCACACAUGAAGAAAUGCCAUCGAAAGGAUUUGUAAUGUUUAGCAUCUUCCCUUGUAAACUAAAAAUAGAUUAUUCAAUGACAUUAUUGUUUGUAGAAUGACAUACACAGAUUUUCUCAUGAGCAGUCAUUAUGUUUGUCAGUAAUGUUUGAGAGAUAUGUAAGUUGAAAGUUUUGCUAAAUUAUAAAGCUUCUUUAAUACAUUGGUUUUAGUUA
This is a messenger RNA of Callithrix jacchus (white-tufted-ear marmoset), 4482 nucleotides long. It is a transcript of the gene HACE1, whose product is annotated as HECT domain and ankyrin repeat containing E3 ubiquitin protein ligase 1. The record is from RefSeq and is a predicted model, not a curated record. Gene Ontology annotation, molecular function: ubiquitin protein ligase activity; protein binding. Gene Ontology annotation, biological process: membrane fusion; ubiquitin-dependent protein catabolic process; protein polyubiquitination. Gene Ontology annotation, cellular component: nucleus; cytoplasm; Golgi membrane. Lineage: Eukaryota; Metazoa; Chordata; Mammalia; Primates; Cebidae.